Messenger RNA from Castor canadensis (American beaver), 1224 nucleotides. It is a transcript of the gene Magef1, whose product is annotated as MAGE family member F1. Gene Ontology annotation, cellular component: nucleus. The record is from RefSeq and is a predicted model, not a curated record. Gene Ontology annotation, biological process: negative regulation of transcription by RNA polymerase II. Lineage: Eukaryota; Metazoa; Chordata; Mammalia; Rodentia; Castoridae.
GCAACGACUUGGCCGCAUGUGCGGUGACACCCAGCAGCCACCAAGUUCCCUCUGCUGUUGCACCUAGUCCUCCUCUCGCUGCCUCGGCCGCGCUCCAACCCCACCGCCGGGGCUCGCACGCCCCAAAACGUGUGCGAGCUGUGCACCUGCUUGUCCGAAAACAUGUUGCAGAAAUCCGAAGGCGGGGUCUCCCGGCCCCUCAGGCCGAGGGGGAGCAGGACGGCUGCCAUGAUGGUGAGACCCAGGCCCAACAGGAGGACUUUGGUGCGGCCAGGGAGGAGGGGGCCGCGGAGCCUGCCCUCGGCCGGAAAGGCGCGAAGGCUUUGGCCGCCAAAGCCCUGGCACCGCGCGGGGCUUACCGCCGUCUGAACCGGACGGCGGCCGAGCUGGUGCAGUUCCUGCUGGUGAAGGACAAGAGGAAGCCCAUCACGCGCUCCGAGAUGGUGAAAUACGUAAUCGGAGACUUGAAGGAUCUGUUCCCGGAGAUCACCGCAAGGGCCGCAGAGCAUCUGCGGUAUGUCUUCGGUUUCGAGCUGAAGCAGCUCGACCGCAAGCACCACACUUACAUCCUCAUCAAUAAACUCAAACCUGUUGAGUUGGAGGAGGAUCUGGGAGGAGAUGGCCCCAGGUUGGGUCUCUUAAUGAUGAUCUUGGGCCUUAUCUACAUGAAAGGUAAUAGUGCCAGGGAGGCCCAGGUCUGGGAGAUGCUGCGUCGGUUGGGGGUGCUUCCUUCAAAAUAUCACUUCCUCUUUGGGUACCCGAAGAGGUUUAUUACGGGAGAUUUUGUGCAGCAGCGGUAUCUCAGUUACAGGCGGGUGCCGCACACCAUUCCAUCGGAAUAUGAAUUCUCUUGGGGUCCCCGAAGCAACUUGGAAAUCAGCAAAAUGAAAGUCCUGGGGUUCGUGGCUAGGCUCCAUAAGAAAGAACCCCAGCACUGGCCAGUGCAGUACUGUGAGGCUCUGGCGGACGUGGCCAACAGGGCCAUAGCCACCGAGGCCAGGGCUGAGGCCAGUAUGAGGGCUAGAGCCAGGACCAAUGCUAAGGCCGGCCUGCAGAGCUGGUGAGUGAGGGGCCCAGUGUGGAUGGAAGCUACUUACUGUCUUGAGUCGUAAGUAUAGCUAGGGGAGACUCGUUACUUCUGAAGAGAUUGUGUAAGUUUAGUAUUUAGGUCUUGUAUCUUGUUAGGUUUUGUUACAUUUAAUAUAUUGUUAAAUUGCUGUGAGA